AUGGCAUCAAAAUUUGAUAUGAAUGAUCUCAGCAAGUUAACGUACUAUUUGGGAAUUGAGGUUCAUCAAUACAGGGGAGGAAUAUCAUUGAACCAAAGAAGAUACGCUUUAAAGAUCUUGGAAGAGUCUGGAAUGGCAAACUGCAAUUUAGCACACACACCAAUGGAGAACGGAAUACAUCUAUCGAAAUCCAUCGAAGAGAAGGAAAUCGAUGCUACAAAGUACAUGAAGACAAUCGGAUGUCUUCGUUACUUGAUCCACACACGACCGGAUCUAUCUUUUGCAGUAGGAGUUCUUAGUCGCUAUAUGCAGGACCCCCAAGAGUCUUAUGGAGCUGCAAUAAAACAGUGUUUGCGGUAUCUACAAGGAACUACUGAACUGGGUUAG
Messenger RNA from Eutrema salsugineum, 387 nucleotides. RefSeq lists its product as uncharacterized. The record is from RefSeq and is a predicted model, not a curated record. NCBI's taxonomy places the organism in Eukaryota, Viridiplantae, Streptophyta, Magnoliopsida, Brassicales, Brassicaceae. The transcript has a single exon. Bases 1 to 387 code for a protein of 128 amino acids.